Messenger RNA from Ziziphus jujuba (common jujube), 2856 nucleotides. RefSeq names its product receptor-like protein 6. Lineage: Eukaryota; Viridiplantae; Streptophyta; Magnoliopsida; Rosales; Rhamnaceae. The coding region runs from base 1 to 2856 and encodes 951 amino acids. Gene Ontology annotation, molecular function: protein binding. The record is from RefSeq and is a predicted model, not a curated record. The transcript has a single exon.
AUGGAGUUGUUUUCUGUUCCAUUUCCUUCCCCACUUUCCUUGCUUUAUAUCUUUCUCAUCAUCGUGACUAGCUCUUUUUGUUGUGUGCAACCACUUUGCCACAACGAAGAGAGCACUGCCUUGUUGCAAUUCAAAGAUAGCUUUAUCUUUCAUGAAUAUAAUUGCAAUAAGUACCCUGGGUUUCAACCCAAGAUCACAUCGUGGAAACCAAAAGGGGACGAAGAUUGUUGCUCAUGGGAUGGUGUGAAGUGUGACGAGAAAAGUGGACAUGUAAUUGGCCUUGAUCUCAGCGAUAAUUGCCUUUCCGGUUCUAUCAACUCCACCAGCACUCUUUUCCAACUUUCUCAACUCCAAAUGCUUAAUCUUGCUUACAAUGAUUUCAAUUACUCUCGAAUCCCAUCCGCGUUUGGUGAUCUUUCAAGGUUAGAGUAUCUCAACCUCUCUAAUGCCUAUUUUUAUGGUCAAAUCCCACUCGCAAUUUCGCAACUCUCGAAUUUGAUUUCGCUUGAUUUGUCUCUCAAAAUCGAUUUCUUUACUGAAAAUAAUUUAUUGAAACUUGAAAAGCCAGGUUUAAGUAGCUUAGUUCGCAAUUUAACUAAGCUAAAAGAACUUGAUCUCGAAGCUGUUGACAUCAACUCGGAAGUGCCUUCUUUUUUAGGAAAUUUAUCUUCUUUGACAUAUCUUUCUCUUGGAUUUUGUGGGUUGUGUGGUCAAUUCCCCAAUGCUAUUUUUUCCCUUCCAAAUCUACAAGUUCUUAGGUUAGCAAGGAACCAACAUCUUGGUGGGUACUUACCCGAAUUUCACAGUGGUAGUCCUCUCAAGGAAAUAUCACUCUCUGAAACAAAUUUCUCCGGUAACAUACCUUCAUCAAUCGAAAAGCUCAAGUACUUGACUUAUUUAGAAGUUGAUAAUUGUAGUUUUACGGGGUUGAUUCCGGCUUCACUUGGUAAACUAACUAGGCUUACUGAUUUGGUGCUUGCAGCAAACAAGUUUAGUGGUGAAAUUCCUUCCUCACUUCAAAACUUGACCCACUUGAAUAAUUUAGUACUUGGUUGGAAUCAACUAACUGGUCAACUUCCUCCUUGGCUAGCAAACCUAACCCAAUUGACUUCCUUAGUUCUUGAUCGUAAUAAUCUAACUGGCAUCGUACCACCUUCGUUUUUUGGACUUAGAAAUCUAAAACAUCUUGGUCUUGGAGGAAAUAAGUUGAGUGGCAGUGUGGAUUUUGACAUGUUUUUGGGAAUGAAGAAUCUGAUCGGUCUUAUACUUCAAGAGAACAAUUUAUCGGUGCUCACUAGAACCAAAACUCACAAUGCAACCAUUCCAAAGUUUGAAAUUUUAUUUUUAGGUUAUUGUAACUUAAGAAUGUUCCCUGAUUUCUUAAGGUACCAAAAUAACCUAAUAACCUUGGGUCUUAGAGGAAACCAAUUGUCUGGGCAAAUACCCAAGUGGAUGUGGAACAUUAGCUUGGAAACUAUACUGCUUAUAGACAUUUCCGAUAACAAUUUGAUCGGCUUUGACCAAUCUCAACUUAUCAUUCCUGGGGUUAGUCUUGGUAUAUUGGAUCUUUCUUUUAACAUGUUAAAAGGAAAACUGCCAAUUCCUCCAACUUCCAUCUUUGAGUAUAGAAUCUCAAAUAACGAACUAAGUGGAGAAGUCUCACCCGCAUUUUGCAAUCUUACUUCCCUCAAAUUUCUUCACUUGUCCGAUAACAAACUGAGUGGUGUCCUUCCACAAUGUUUGAGAAAUGUCACCAACUCAAUGUUCCUCUUGGAUGCGAGCAACAACUCUUUUCAUGGUAAUAUUCCAUCUCUAUGUGAAAGUGGAAGCGAAUUGAGGAUGAUCGACCUAAGCCAUAACCAAUUUGAAGGGCGUUUACCACGAUUACUGCCUGAUUGUAGGAUGCUCGAGGCUGUCAAUCUCGGGGACAACAAAUUUCAUGAUGUCUUCCCUUCAUGGUAUGGGACUCUUCCGGAGCUAAGAGUGCUGAUAUUAAGAUCAAAUAGGCUUUAUGGAGUUAUAAGAGAGCCGAUUUUCAGUCAUGAGUUUCCUAAUUUGCGCAUUGUUGAUCUCUCUGAGAAUAGUUUCGAGGGCACUUUGCCAUCCGAAUAUUUCAAAAUAUGGAAUUCCAUGAAAGCUAUUGAUGCUACCAAUUCAUCAUAUAUGAAUGAAAACGCAACCUUACAUGGAAAAUCAAUGUCAUGGCGUGGUGAGUUUGUUUACUCGAUCACAUUAACAAACAAAGGUACGUUUUUGUCCUAUGGAAAGAUCCGAGACAAUUUUGUUUUCAUUGAUUUGUCAACAAAUAAAUUCAAAGGUGAGAUUCCGGAAUGCAUUGGGAACUUAUCUGGGAUUCAUGUUCUCAACUUUUCCCACAACAAUUUAAGUGGUAGCAUCCCAUCAUCCUUGGGGAAUUUAAAAGAGCUUGAGUCAUUGGAUUUGUCUCAAAACAAGUUCUCUGGAGAGAUUCCUCAGCAACUUGCACAGCUUACAUUUCUUUCACGUUUCAAUGUCUCUCAUAACUUUCUCAGAGGAUCCAUACCCAUUGGAAAGCAGUUUGAUACGUUUGAAAACAGCUCCUAUGAGGGAAACUUGGAGUUAUGUGGUACUCCAUUGACAAAGAAGUGUAAGAAUUUUGAGACCUUCCAACCACCAAAUUCAAUUUCUGACCAAGUGCAAGAUUCAGGGAGUUCUUUUGAAUUGGAUUGGAAAUUUGUUGCGAUUGGUUAUUGCACUGGAGCAGUGGUGGGAAUGGUUAUUGGCCACUAUGUCAUCAAAAAGAAUCCCUACCUUUUUUUCAAAACUUUUGGCUUGAGGCAACAUAAUGGGAGGAGAAGGAGGCGGAGGAGGACAUAA